Molecule: messenger RNA, 3252 nt
Organism: Monodelphis domestica (gray short-tailed opossum)
Lineage: Eukaryota; Metazoa; Chordata; Mammalia; Didelphimorphia; Didelphidae
Source: RefSeq, a predicted model, not a curated record
CUCCUGCAACCUCCAUUCUCUUCUGGGCCUCCUUGGUCCCUGAAUACAACUCUAGCCUCAGAGCUCUCUCCCUAGCACUCAUGGGCUUAAAGAAAAUCUCCUGGAUUUGUACCCAGAUCCCAGCUGUCCCAGUUUCCAAUCCCCAUUACUUCAAUUCAGACUAAAAAGAAGAUAUAAAGACCAGGCUAUCCUGAUUCUAGCAAGACAUACUUCUGGCUAACCCAAGGACAGAAAGCAGGAUCCCGGGCCAUGGUUGUAUUCAUGAUGCUCCUCUCGAAGGCAUCUCAGGUCGUCCAUAUCCCAUGUACGUGGUGGAGCCCAGCAUAUGAUCCAAGACUCUAGGUAACAAGAUAUUUACCACCAUGGAUUCUUCCAUAUUCUCCUGCAAUGCCAGCAGCCAUGACCACCCAACCUUCCUGCUGACAGGCUUCCCAGGCCUAGAGGCAUCUCACCACUGGGUAUCCAUCCCCAUCAACCUGAUCUGCCUAAUCUCCAUAUUAGGCAACAGCACCAUUCUCUUCCUGAUCCGAACAGACCCCAGCCUUCAUGAGCCCAUGUUCAUUUUUCUGUCCAUGUUGGUGGCCUCUGACCUUGGUCUAUGUGCAUCUACCUUCCCAACCAUGGUGCAGCUCUUCUGGCUGGGUGCCCGUGAGCUUCCCAUUGACCUGUGUGCAGCCCAGAUGUUUUUCAUCCAUGCCUUCACUUAUGUGGAAUCAGGUGUGCUCCUGGCUAUGGCCUUCGACCGCUUUGUUGCCAUUAAAGAUCCCUUGCAUUAUUCUUCGGUACUCACCCACUCAACCAUGGCCAAAAUAGGGGCUGGGGUUCUUGUGAGAGCAGUUAUGCUCAAUGUCCCAGGCCCUGUUUUGCUCAGGAGGCUUGAUUUCCCUCCUGUCAGUGUCCUCUCUCAUUGCUAUUGCCUACACUGUGACCUAGUAGGCUUAGCUUGUUCUGACACCAAGAUCAACAGCUUCUUUGGCCUGGUCUCCAUCCUGCUUUCUUUGGGUAUUGACUCUACUCUCAUCGUGGUUUCCUAUGUGCUAAUCCUACGCACAGUGUUGGGCAUUGCAUCUCCUGAAGAGAGAUUUAAGGCACUCAACACAUGUGUCUCACACCUCUGCAUUGUGCUUAUUUUCUACAUGCCCAAGUUAGGAUUAUCCAUACUGCACCGUGUUGAGAAACAUACCUACCCUGCUCUAGCUGUGCUCAUGGCUAACCUACAUUUCCUAGUCCCACCCUUCAUGAACCCCAUCAUCUACUGCAUCAAGUCCAAGCAGAUCCGACAGGGUCUCCUAAGACGCUUCUGGCAGAAAAGAGUUGAGACCUCCUAAAGAGGAUGGAGCCAAGGCAGACUAGGAAGCAUAACACUUUAAACAGCUUGAUUGUCUUCAGAUAAUCUAGGGAUUUUCUUGGAUUAGCUACAUGUUGGAAAACAUGAAUGAAUAUAUCAAAUCUUUUUUAAUAGAGAAAUAAGAGGCAGAGAAAACACAAUCUCAUUGUCAAUUCCUCACACUCAGCUUUUUUUUUUCAUUUCUGAAUAUCUCAGACUCUUGGGUGGAAUUUCAAAGAGUGACCUGGAGUCUGAGAAUGACUAAAAUAUUUCAGAUUGAUGGAUACUCUGAAAUAUUUUGACUUUUAGGUCUCUAACAAUCACAUACACACACCAUAGGGUACCACAACAUACCUUUCAGUUAAUAUUGAUAAACAGAGGGUAUCUUUGAGAAAUUCUUUCUCAUAUAUGAUUCCCAGACAGUAUGGAUCUCUCUUUUUAUCACAUAUCUAGAAUAAUCCUAUAUUCACUGUCUUUAUUUCAUGAUUACUGGUGGUUUGCUGGUCUCUAUGAUAGGUAAAGAGGACCCAGAGAGAGAAUAUCAGCCUUCAAUGUCAUGUUCCAAGUUCAACACAAAGCAUAGUAUGGCCAAUAUGGAAUAUCCAGGGGAAGGCUAUUUCUUUCCUCAGGCAGGACUUAGGUAUAUCAGAUAGGUGGUGGUUAGGGGGAUGGGGAGAGGAGUAUUGAAGACACUUUCUCUCACAUCGUCCAUGAAUCUUAACUCUAAGUUCCUCUCUUAAAACCCAGAUAUUCUGAAACUUGCUUCUCUUUCCAAGAUCAAAAGUUGGGAAGCUGAGAUUCUGGAAAGAUAGCGAGAGAUCAAGGCACCUAGGUUCUGGAGGGAGAGUGGAAAGCUAGACUGAUUAAAUGGGAAGGUCACAUUGAAGAUUUGCAUUAGCCUAGAAAUACUAUGUACAAACCUAUCAACAUUCCAAAUCUUCUGAUGCAUCUUGGGACAAUUACUUAAUGAGUGAGGAAGAGGGAGGGAAUAGGUACUAAAGAGCAAGAGGGAUAAGAUCAGUGAAAAGGGGGUUUUAUGUAUUUGUGUGUAUGUGUGUGUGUGUAUGUGUGUGUGCAUCAGUAAAGAGCAAAAUGCUGUGCCUAAGGCUCGGACAACCCAAUUAAGUCAGAACCAUCUGUAUGUAUAGGCCUGUGUGGUACCAAAAAGGUCAUUAAAGGAGAAAUGAAUUCUGUUUCCUAGACAGAUAUUUCUUCUCCCCUCUUACUAAUUAAAUUUUAAAUUCAUUAUGGGCAGGAACCAUGUUUUCUAAGAAUACAUAUAAGCUAUUUAUUGAGCUUUCUCUGUACCUCACUUUCCUUUUCUAUAAAAUAAAAUUAUUUAUGUUGGGUAGUAGGAAGGAUGUUAUGAAGAAUCAAUGAAGCAGUGGAUUUGAAAGUGAAAUGCUCUAUACUUUGUACUUUUCCAAGGCAAAGACUGUUAUCUAUAUUAUUUUUACCAGUAUCAUUAUUAUUAUUAAUAUUCCAGAGUGGUAACAUUUAUGUAUAUGAAAACUGGCAGUAUAUAGGGCUUGUUUUGUUGCCUCGUUCCUUUCCCAGUCCUUCCUCCCUAUGUACAGUAUGUCCACCUGAUAGCAGGUGGUUGAUUAGACAAGAAGACAACCUCUUUUGCCCCUCCCAGUUCUCAAUAUCUUUUUUUUUCCUGCUUUUAAUGGGAUAAGCAAAGAUAAGGAAGAAUGCCAGAGCUGAAGGCCAAGAUGGGGAGAAUAUCAUAAUUGAGAACUCACUAUUUCCUCAGUUAAUCUAUUCUGUUGUUGGUCAGAUGUUUGUUAAGAAAAACUUCCCCAGCAGCUGGGUGACUCAGUGGAUUGAGAGUCAGGCCUAGAGAUGGGAAGUCCUAGGUUCAAAUCUGGGCUCUGACACUUCCCAUCUGUGUGACCCUGGGCAAGUCGCUUGACCCCCAUUGC